This is a messenger RNA of Oncorhynchus keta (chum salmon), 1367 nucleotides long. RefSeq lists its product as uncharacterized. Lineage: Eukaryota; Metazoa; Chordata; Actinopteri; Salmoniformes; Salmonidae. The coding region runs from base 131 to 1027 and encodes 298 amino acids. The transcript is spliced from 6 exons. The record is from RefSeq and is a predicted model, not a curated record.
GUAGAAUUACAUAAACAGUGAGAUGCGCAGUUACUUAACACGAUUUUCCCCCAUUCUUUCAUACUGAGGAUACAGUUGAGUCCCACCUUCUUCACAACAAAACCAUUGUAGCUAGGGUUGUGCAACUCUGAUGAUUGAUCGUUUUCGAUGUAUUUCAUUUGAACGUUGUCUAGGGCCUACAGGAAGGAACAUAACGAGACGAAACAUGGAGAAAAGCAGCGGGACAAUUUCUUCAAAAAGAAAAGCUUCCUCAUCUGAGACAAGUCUUCCAGACUGCAAAAAGCUGAAAUCGAAGGAUAGUGGCAAGGCUAGCGCAAAUAAAGCUCUGAACAAGAAAAAUACUAAAAUAGAGAAGGACUCAAGCAAGAAAAAACACACAUUCUUGGGUAGCUCAGAAGUUUCUCUAAGUUCUACACAUGCAAGCCAGAAGAUGAUCCGGGAUGGAUGCCUAGAGGUUUCAAAGAAUGACAAAGGACAACUUGUUUUUAAAGACUUCCCACAGUUCCAACCUAACAUGUCACCAAAAGAAGUACUUCAAGCUGGCAGCUUUGGUGGUACCUACUUCAGACCAAUAUACUCAAGUGUGACAAAACACAAUUGCAAAGAUGAAUGGAAAGAGCUCCCUGAGGAUUGGCUGAAAGGUUUGAACAUUCCCACACAGGUGGUCUCAUCAACAUACAGAGACAGUGUAAACACAUACAAAGUGAAGUGUGGAGGCAGUCUAGAAAUGUGGGAAAGCAGUGGAUGGAUUGUAACCCAGGAUCCCUAUGGGUGGUUUCAGUGGUACUGCAGGUUUUACCAUGGUCGGCGUACUAAGGAUGAUGAGCGUCAGAUCGGGCGAUGGGCAAAGUGUGCUGGGGUAAAAGGCCGGUGGAGAAAUAAUCUGAUAACCAAAGUAGUCCGGUCAGGCUGUGGCUUUGACAACCCAACAAUCUCUCCUGUGGUCAGACAGACAUUACAGCACUGGGGGUACCGACUGACCAAGGAGGACUACAAUGAGGGUGCCAAGAGGGUUAAGCCAAAAUAACCGUGCACCCUGCUUGUAUUCAUUAUACGGGUACAGUAGGGAGGCUGGUGGGUGGAGCUAUAGGAUGGGCUCAUUGUAAUGGCUGGAAGGAAUUUAAAUGGAACAUUAACAAACAGAUCAAACAUAUGGAAACAACAUUUGAUUCCAUUUAUUUAAUUCCAGCCAUAACAAUGAUCCCAUCUUCCUAUAGCUCCUCCCACCAGCCUACACUGGGGUACAGAAAUAAGUGCAUGAGUUUGACUGUUUUAUUUGCAAACGUGUGUUUGUGGUAUUUUUUGAUACUGUAAAUGCAAUGUUUAACUUUAAUUCGACUUAAAAAAAAUAGAGAUACCUAACUCCC